Tigriopus californicus is the source of this 3253-nucleotide messenger RNA. Its product is annotated as protein wntless-like. The record is from RefSeq and is a predicted model, not a curated record. NCBI's taxonomy places the organism in Eukaryota, Metazoa, Arthropoda, Copepoda, Harpacticoida, Harpacticidae. Gene Ontology annotation, molecular function: Wnt-protein binding. The transcript is spliced from 4 exons. Bases 1094 to 3076 code for a protein of 660 amino acids. Gene Ontology annotation, cellular component: organelle membrane; endomembrane system. Gene Ontology annotation, biological process: Wnt signaling pathway; Wnt protein secretion; intracellular protein transport.
UCAUUUGGUUCGGGAUUGGAAAAGUGGGAUGUUGGAUGAUCUAGGAACUCUGAAGAAGCGCACGCACACAAGUGAAAAAGUAAUAAUUCAUUCUUUUCAAACUGACUAAUUAGAAAUGCAGUACGGGUCUUGUAAAGAAUUUCGAGCGGGGGCUUGAAGCUCAAAGAAGUCUCGUUUUGGUGCAGUAAUUUCGGCAGAAAUGUAUGUUAAUGCCAGCCCCAGAAUUUGAGCCCCCUCCACACACAAAUGUUCUAAUAUCAUUCAAUGCCAGCCAUUCGGAAGUUUUUCAACGAAACAUCAUGUUCCACGUUGAAUUGAGAUUGAACUACAAUUUGAUUUCUUCCUCGACUCAAAAGCAAACGCACGCAUAUCCAAUCAUUCAAACACAUGAACAACAAAUCCACGUUCAUGCUUGUUCAGCAAUUAGUGAUUCAAUGCACAACUCAUCGGACCUGGAUUUUCACAUGGAGUAGCUCAAUAGGAUCCAGAUAUUCUCCGACACGGGGGUUCCAUCGAGCACGUGCGCGUUGUCGCGUUCAUCUGCAGGUAAUUUCUGCAUGAGUUGUCGCCAUGCUUGGAAUGAAUGGGACUAGUACAACCCACUUUUUUGAACGGGUCUGCGACUACCUUUUCUCGUAUCAUCUUCACCAUCAUUCUCAUCAUCACUCAUAGAGUAGAUACGUACGUACAUAUAGGGUAGACUCCUCCUCUUGAUCCCUUUGGCCAGCAAUCCAGGUGAAAACCAUCCACUUCAAAUGCAAACCAACUACCAGAAGUACACAACUCCCGUGGAGUCGUUCACGAGUGCGAGGGAGUGUAUGUAUAUAGUAUGUGCUCCUUUGUACCAGCCCCAACCAGCCGUGGUUUUCCAAGUGUUUUCCCAUUCCAACGGGAAAUAACUUGAGAAUAGACAGGAAAUAUGAUUCUGCUCCUCCUCGUUGGCUUUGCCUUGGACUCCACCUGGCUAAAGCGAAUUGAGGCCAAAAAUUAGCUGUGGGGAAAAAUUGGAUUGAGGUGCGUGGUUGACUCUCCCAUGCAAAGUGAUUGGAGUCGCCACAUUCAGAACGUGACUGGGUGAAAAUUGGAUCGCAAGAUGAACCAGCCAUUGGGAACAUUGGUUCAAAAAUGGCCCCGUGGUUUAGUGAUCUGCGUGUGGGGGUUCAUCUUGAGUCUCCAUUGUCUCAUGUUUGUGCUCGGAGCCCUAUUGGCCCCGCAAAUGUUCCACGAGGCCCACCAUGAGGGCACCUCGUGUCAACAACCCAAGAAUGGGCCUCCAACUUGGUACUCGAAUUCCACCUCCACUGGCAACUGCAUUCCAUUGCAACCAGGUGAACGGGCGGCCUUGGGAAGAGUGAUUACCUCAUUUAGGUUCCCAAGAGCAGGAGAUGAGGUUUCCAGUUACUCCAUUUGGAAUUGGAAGCUCACCGCCAGCCUCAUGCUAGAUGUGACCUUUUACACCAAGCAAAACAUCCCAGAACCAUUCGAGACCAGUGUUAUCCUUCUGAAUGAUAGUCUGAUGAACGAUCCGGAGAAUGUCAGUUCCUUGGGCAACAACAAUGCCCCUGGAUUUACCAUUGGUCAACGAUUAGUUCCCACCGUUAUGAGGGCCAACUUGGAUUCUGCGCCCAUGUUGGAUUUCGCUCAAACCUCCGAGAACAAAAGUGGCUGGAAAAGAGAUGCUCAAAUCUAUAUUGAACGAGACCUUGAAUGCACUUUAUCUACCAGCUAUAACAAUAGUCUGGUGCAAGAUAUGGAUAUGACCGCUCAGUACAUUUGCUCUUUGAAUCCGUUUCUGAACCUUCACUUCCCCGAGAACAAUUCAAACAUCAUUACGUUGGAGUUCAUGCCGAGGAAAACCUCGGAAUUAUCGCCACUCAAUCAGAUCGAAAGCAAGUUUUUUGACAUCCCGGCCGACAUCAAUGCAUUUCUGACUUUGAUCGUGGAAGAUGGCAUGUACCAUUCCUGUAUUUUCUACAUGAAAUGCGCUUUUACUCCCUUCGUCGUUACGGCCUUGCUAUGGUUUUGCAUUCGCAUGUACCUGAAUGACCUUUUCAUCAGCAUUCCUGACCGUCUUCUCAUCACCUCGGCCUUGGCCCUGUUCGUCCAAAACAUCCCUUGUGAAGUCAUUGCCUCCCAAUGGCCAGAACCCUACGUUAAACUCUUGGACGAGAUGGCCUAUCUGGCCUUGACUUGUUCCCUUUUACUCUUUUGGGUGGUCUAUACCAAGGACAAACUGGCUCAAAACGAGCCUUGGGAACGCAACACCAAGUAUUAUUGGCGCCAAAUGUUCUUAAUUGUGUUCACGGUUUUGGUGGCCGCACUCUUUGUCAUGUAUCUUCGCAGUCCGACCUAUCAAAACCCAUUCAAGAACCAUUGGCAAGCGGGAACUACCGUGAUCAUUUCCUUGACGUUCAUCUUUGGAUUGGCCAUUUCAGCCAUGAUCUAUCAAACGUAUUUGUCCAUCCUUAUUUGUAAAGUCAUUUGUGACGUUUCCAUUCAGUAUCCUUGCCUAGAGCGGGUUUGGCGGAUCAAGAUGGUCCUGCUCUAUUGUUUCUUCAUGUCAGUAUUAACAGUGGGUGGGUUCGUGCUCCAACUCGCGAUUCAACUGGGUCUGAACUGGAAUCCACAAUUCUACAUGGAACCAGUUCCAUUCUACUUGUCCUAUUCCAGUCCCAUGCUCAUUGGCCUUCAAGGAGCUUGGAACAUUCAUGUGAUAACGCUCUUGAUCCUUCUCUCUCGAAGUAAACGGUGCCUACCGGAUUAUAUACGUCCGGUUAAGUACACCCGACAAGGGUCGUACAGCGUGGAAGCCAAUAUUAAUCACUGUUCCUCCAGCGACAAAUACCCCAGCGACUUGGACAACCCUGGGGACGACAAGGAUGAGGACUAUGAUGACAAAGUCUUCUUGGAUGAGCCAAUGCCAAUCGAGGAGGCGAUUCAUCUGUGGGAGAUUGGUGAUCUGGCCACUCCCCAGAGUCACGAGUACAUUUGGAAGGCCCAUCCAGAAUAUGAGCAUAAUGGCUAUCAAUUGGCCAUGUCUAGCACGUCACCUCUUCCAGAGGAAGAAGUACAUUAAUAGGCGUCAUUUAAUGUUAUUGUCUCGCUUUAAAUUGCUUCAAACCCAAAUAAAUUGUCAUACUCUAAACUCUGUUGAGAAAAAAUAUAUUUAUAAACAGAGAUAUGGAAGGUUGAGAGAGUGUCCCACCCUAAAGUUACGCGUCAAAAUAAUAAAAGAAAUCUUUCUUUCAUAAAA